This is a messenger RNA of Lagopus leucura (white-tailed ptarmigan), 685 nucleotides long. RefSeq names its product LSM3 homolog, U6 small nuclear RNA and mRNA degradation associated (gene LSM3). The coding region runs from base 54 to 380 and encodes 108 amino acids. The transcript has 4 exons. Gene Ontology annotation, cellular component: catalytic step 2 spliceosome; U4/U6 x U5 tri-snRNP complex; precatalytic spliceosome. Gene Ontology annotation, molecular function: RNA binding. NCBI's taxonomy places the organism in Eukaryota, Metazoa, Chordata, Aves, Galliformes, Phasianidae. The record is from RefSeq and is a predicted model, not a curated record. Gene Ontology annotation, biological process: P-body assembly; mRNA splicing, via spliceosome.
CCUCGAUCUCAUCAGGCUCAGUCUGGAUGAGCGCAUCUACGUGAAGAUGAGGAAUGACAGAGAGCUCAGAGGCAGGCUGCACUGAUGUGUCUCCUAGUGGGACAAACUUUUGUGUCAUCCUUCUGGACUAUGGUACUGUGCUGAGGAAGAGAACCAGUUUCCCAUGUGUUAACUGGGCCUCAAAUUCAUUUGGGAACACAAAGGCAUAUGAUCAGCACUUAAAUAUGAUUCUGGGUGAUGUGGAAGAAACUGUAACAACAAUAGAGAUUGAUGAAGAAACAUAUGAAGAGAUUUAUAAAUCUACCAAAAGGAAUAUUCCGAUGCUCUUUGUCAGAGGUGACGGCGUUGUGCUUGUAGCUCCCCCACUGAGGGUUGGCUGAAGCAACCAAGGAUUGAACCUUCUUGGAAGGUUUCAGGCUCUUGGACAAUUUGUUUUGAUCAUGUCUCAAAAUUGUGUACACAUUUUUAUAGAAUGUUUUUGCCAGUUCUUUGUGGAAGAGGAAUGAGUUUUUCUUGCAGAAAGUACUUGUCAGCUGAAGCAGUGUAAGAACAACCUCAUUUGCCCUGAAUUACUGUAACUGCUGUAAAUGAGCUGUGUGUGACAUAAGUAAAAGAACCCUGUGUUUUUCAACAUUGGGAAUAGCGGUGUCUUUUUUUCUUUUAAAUAAAUUUGGUUUAUCUUUCA